Molecule: messenger RNA, 3897 nt
Organism: Bactrocera oleae (olive fruit fly)
Lineage: Eukaryota; Metazoa; Arthropoda; Insecta; Diptera; Tephritidae
Source: RefSeq, a predicted model, not a curated record
AGAACUCACGAAUACGAAUUUGCGAAGUUCAGUAGAAAGUUAAAGUUUGACAGACACUCGUUUGUGCCGCAUUCAGAAAAUGCAUACCAUUUAUCAAAUUUCAAUUUCUGUUAAGCAAAAAGUUAAUUGCUCGAGAAAAAAUUGUGCAACUUUUAUAUUUGUACUCGAAUAAAUUCAUUAAUACAAUCUCUAACGUGAAUUAUGUGAUGUAUUUACAAAUGUGUACAUAGUAAGGACAAAACAAACGAAGGAUUUUAAAGAACAAAACCGUAUAAGAGUGAAAAUUUACCCAAAAGUGAGAAACAAAGUUAGUGGAGAAAAUAAAAGUUAAAUAGAAAAUAAAACAUCCACGCAAACUUACCUCCGACGCCCAUAUUUUAAUUUGAUAAAAGUUACUGCACUUUUUCAAUGACACCUGCAAUUCGACUGAGAUAAUUGGUCGAUACGUGAUUAGCAGCAAACUUUCUAGUACAGUACACUUAAAAUAAUAGAAGAAUUAGGCUAUAGGAUCUUAGAUUAUUUAUUGAUGUUGUUGUCGAGUGGCUUCGGGUCUAAAGCUUUUGAUCACCUCUAUUGAAAAGAGUUGAUUCAUUUUUCAUUUUGGUAAAUCGUUUCGUGAACUUAUAUAUUUAUCUUUCCUAAAGACAAAUAGUUUUGUAAAAUAUACAGCUUUCAUAAAUUACAACUUCUGUUGUUUUUUGUGACUAUAAAAAUAUAUUUUAAACAUUAGUUUUGCCACGCCCUCAUAUGUUGACAGUUCCUAUAGCCGGUCAAAACCACCACGACGGUGGGUGUCCGGUUUUGAGGAAUUUCACUGUAUAUUGGUUUAUUCACUUUUACACUUUACAUAAAAAUAACAGUUAUCCUACUUAUACAAAUGAAAAGAAAGGUUAUAGAACUUUCAAAAUGCCGUUUACUGUGUGCAUUUCUAUAUACAUAUACAUACAAGUAUAUAUGUAGUUAAAAGGCGAAGUAUUUAGUUGUGCGGUAAAGGUACGGUUAAAUGUCAAAAAUGUCGGACAUCGUGGAUACCGAACUACUAGUGAAUUGUACAAUACUCGCCGUCAGGCGUUUCGGACUUAACACUAUUGUAAAUUCAUCCGUAUUGAAUAGCCUGAAUCGUUCGGAAGUUAUCAGUCUACUUUCUGGAAUAAUAGAGAAUAAGGACAACCUAGACAACAUUAAUGAUGCAAAGGACUUUUUAACCGAAUGCUUAUUUCCGUCACCGACGAGACCGUACGAAUUGCCAUGGGAACAAAAAACUAUUUGGGCAAUUAUCUUUGGUAUGAUGCUGUUUGUAGCAAUUGCCGGAAACUGCAUUGUUUUGUGGAUUGUUGCUGGUCAUCGCAGUAUGCGCACUGUUACAAACUACUUUUUGCUCAACUUGAGCAUAGCGGAUUUGCUGAUGUCCUCAUUGAACUGCGUUUUCAAUUUCAUCUUUAUGCUGAAUUCAGAUUGGCCCUUCGGUUCUAUUUACUGCACAAUAAAUAAUUUCAUGGCGAAUGUGACCGUCUCCACAUCAGUGUUUACCCUUGUGGCUAUAUCACUGGAUAGAUAUUUCGCAAUUGUUCACCCUUUGAAGAGACGCACAUCAAGACGAAAAGUACGGAUCAUUCUUUUACUGAUAUGGGUUAUUAGUUGUUUGCUAGCAGCGCCCUGCUUAUUGUACUCGAGCACAAUGACGAAAAGAUAUUACAAUGGCAAAUCGAGAACUGUGUGUUUUAUGCUGUGGCCAGAUGGACGCUAUCCAACAUCGAUAUCAGAUUAUGCUUACAACAUUAUAAUCCUUAUACUCACAUAUGGCAUUCCAAUGGUUGUCAUGCUAAUAUGCUAUACCUUGAUGGGUCGUGUUCUCUGGGGAAGUCGUUCUAUUGGAGAAAACAUUGAUCGUCAAAUGGAGUCUAUGAAGUCGAAAAGAAAAGUAGUACGGAUGUUUAUCGCCAUCGUUUUAAUAUUCGCAAUAUGCUGGUUGCCAUAUCAUAUGUUUUUCAUAUAUGCCUACCACAACAACGAUAUCACAUCCGCCAAAUACGUACAACAUAUGUACUUGGGGUUCUACUGGUUAGCUAUGUCGAAUGCCAUGGUAAAUCCAAUAAUAUACUAUUGGAUGAAUAAAAGAUUUCGAUUGUACUUUCAAAGGAUCAUAUGUUGUUGUUGUUAUGGUGCAGCUAGUCGCAAGACGGAUUCCCCGAAUUUAAUUGCUAAUAAAAACAGUUUUCAAAAAACUAUUAAAGUAGAGGGCAAAAAUAUUUGGAAACGUAGCACAAUGGAGACACAGAUACAGGUUGCGCAAACUUCACUUCGCGAGAGGAUCACCAUGGAUAAAACCCCGAAUAAAAUCGUUGUGGACUGCAUACAAGAGAAAGCCAAAAAUGACAGUUCUCCAGUUUAUAUUUCAACCAAAAGCGGAGCUGAUCAGAAACGAAUUAUAAUUAAAUGUAUUUCCUGUGACGAGGACAAUAAAUAUGGUAAAGAUAUUCAGGGAAAGAAUAGAAAAGACACACUCUAAUUGUAAAUUGGAAUAUAUAUACACACACAUGUAUGAAUUUGUAAAUAUCUUAAGUUAAGUAAUUUAAUGUCAUAUAUGGAAUACGUAACCCACUUUGCAGAGCGAAUUAAGAAAACUCAAUAUGUAAAUAGUUAGAUUAUUGAGCUUUAAAAAUAACUUUACAAUUUAUUCAAUAUAAUAUUAUCAUUAUAUUACAAGUUGGUACCUUAAUUACUGAAUUUUUUCAACUUAUUUUGAGCCACACCAUCUGAAUGUACAAUAUAUAUUAGUUUCGUUCACCUAACUGUUAUUUGUAACACCUCAAACUAAUCGAGUUAGAUAUAAAGUUAUGUAUAAGUAUAUCAAUGUGAUCAGGAAGAUGAGAUGCGUUGAAUUUGUUAUGUCUCUUUGACCAUGCUUGAGUAAAAAUUUUAAUAUUCAUCAAUAUAUCUUACUACACAUAAUCCAUGGCAGAGCGGUUGGUGCAGAUGAGAAAAAUCGAAUCAUUGGCACGCUAACAAAAUGCCGUUAAUCAAAAGUUUAUAAAGUGUUUUAACUAAGCCGUAAGUUUAUUUUAAAACGGUUAUUAAGGCGUAUCGAAGUUUUGAGUCUCUAAUAAAUUUAAAGUCCACACCACGCACAACCAUUGAAUCAAAAUCGACCAAACUCGUUGGCGACAAGUCCUUCUAGUACAUCUUCAUACAGCGUAAAAAAAAUUUAAUUUGGUUAUAACCACGCUUACUAAAAGUGCGAUAACUAACCAGAUAUAUCAGAAGCAUUAAAUUUUACAACCGAUAUCGCACGGAAGAACUGCAGUGAAACAGUUGAGCAGUGAGCCUGGCACCGCCUGUUUUAAGUUGAAAUUUCAUAUUUCAGGACUUCAUGAAUAAUUUCAACCAAACGUGGGGUUACUAAAUUAUUCCGGUAUUCUUAUGUUGCACCUUUUAUCCAAAAAUGACCGGAAUGGAACUAUAAAUUUUGUGUAAAAAAUGUCCUCCUAUAUUUAAUAUACAAUUUUUCGAAUUUCCCAUUGACUUUAUACAGUCCAUUCCUCCAAUACCUAAUAUAAGAUUUUUCUAAUUUCUCACUGACUUUAUACAGAAUACACCAGUCUAUAUUUGAAUUAUCUUAAAGAAAUUCAAAGGCCCCCUUUUUCUAACAAUAAUUUCCUUUGUGUCGAAAUGUAAAAUCAGGUCUACAGUUCAGAUAACCCCAAUAUAGUGAUUUCCGAAACCAAAAGUGUUCCAUAAUUCUGUGCAAAAAUGGCCCAUUCAUAUACAACUUUACUCGCUUUGCUUAGCAAUUCAUACUUAAACAACGAAGCGAAGAAACAGCCUUAACUAUUUUGUGUUUUCUGUUCAUAAACAUUAAAAUAAAUUUUAAUAAAAGAGAGGAGUUUUUUAGUGUUA